Arxiozyma heterogenica is the source of this 684-nucleotide messenger RNA. RefSeq names its product dethiobiotin synthase (gene BIO4). The record is from RefSeq and is a predicted model, not a curated record. The transcript has a single exon. The coding region runs from base 1 to 684 and encodes 227 amino acids. Lineage: Eukaryota; Fungi; Ascomycota; Saccharomycetes; Saccharomycetales; Saccharomycetaceae. Gene Ontology annotation, biological process: biotin biosynthetic process. Gene Ontology annotation, molecular function: dethiobiotin synthase activity; magnesium ion binding; ATP binding.
AUGACUGAACAACCCAUCUUUUUUAUCACAGGGACUGGAACAGAUGUUGGCAAGACUUUUGUAGCCAAACUGCUAGUGUACGGUUGGUACUGCAACUAUUGGAAACCGGUACAAACAGGAAUAGAAUCUGAUUGUGGGGACACCUUCACAGUGACUCAUUACCCGAUCGGGAAAUGGAACACCUUGGUGUUUCCUCCGAGAUACGAACUACAGAAACCGUUAUCACCUCUAGCUGCCAUGGAAUACGAGUCAAACGAUAACAAUAAAGACAUUAAGUUGGAAGACUUUCAAAUUCCAGAUGGAUCGAAUAAGGCUCCACUUAUUAUUGAAGGUGCUGGUGGAGUCUAUGUCCCCAUCACCAAAAAAUUAGAAAUUACCACUGAUCUAAUCACGCAUUUAAUUGAAUCUACUACAAGACCAUUCUAUGUUAUUGUGGUUGCUGACUCUGGUUUGGGAACGUUAAAUCAUUCUUUGUUAACUUGGGAACAUUUAAAACAAAAAGUCUCAAAGAAAAACUUAUUGGGAUGUAUUUUAAAUGGGAAAGCCAAUAAAAAUAAUAGACAAUUAUUAGAACAAUAUGGUAUUAAUAUAAUCACAGAAGUUCCAAUCUGUGAUAAUCUGGAGAUGUGUAUCCAAAUCAUUGAAAAACUACCAUCAUUAGAAUAUGUGAUUAACAAAUAUUAG